GACAUCGGCAUCGGGGCGUAUCUUUCAUUCGUCUUAAUUUUACUUUCCGGUAAUCCAGCCCCUCAAUCAAGCAAUGCCUGGGGAGGUAUUCUUCACGCCUUACGGCAUCCCCUAUGUUGCCGAAUUUACCAAUGUCUCUAUAUAUCCACGGAUGCCUACACCAACAAUUAACCUCGAUCUGCCCUCCCUCCCGUUCUCGAGCCUUUCUCGCUCGGAUACCAAUGCGAGUGCACCGCCUGUGCGGUCACUCAGACCCCCUCUAUCGCUCCCCGGCCCUGUGCGUAGCGCUUCGAUGAAACUCUUCCGAUAUAAAUCCAAGGCUCCUCCUUGCGACACCGCUGGUUCUGACAUUGACGAUAAGACCCACGCAAACAUGAGACCAUUGCAUCGGCGCAAUGCUAGCAUCUCAAACAGCUGGGCGCGAAAGAAGAAUCACCGCGAGGCAUAUGUGUACCAGAGCGCGGAGAUCACUUCUCUUCCGGCAAAGUCGAGUCCGUUUCCUCAUAAUCCAGGGACCCCGUUGGGAUCGUCCUUUACGAGUUCGCAAAUUACGCUCGUAUGUCCUGAGUCUCGACCCGCACCUGAUCAUCAGCCCGCGGAUAUAUCUAUCUUCAACCGAUUUGCGAAGCGCACGGGUGGGCUUUAUAUUCGCUUCCCAAGCGACGCUGAGACUGCCGGCGCUGCAGUUCCUGGUCCACAAGCCCGUGACGAGAUCCCUGUCAUCCCAGUGAAGACAUCCCUCAGGAAGCUGAAAUUUUUGAGCAGGACAAUCGCAGAUGCGGUAGUCGCCGCGGGGAUGGACACGCCCGAGAGCGCGAAAGAUGGCAUCGAGGGAGAUACGAAGACGCCGGAUGGCGUUUCGACGACCAAGGCCUAUCCAAAAUGGAACGCAGAUGGGAACGGCAAGGCUUUAUUUAGGGGCACUUAUGGUCAAGUACGUACUGCGCUGUGCGCAGCUGGGCUCGUGACAACUCCAUGUGAGGAGAACGGCUUUGCUGAUGCGACUCGGCUCGGUGCAUUGUUUGUCGCAAAUCAGGACGGACAGGGGCGUGUCGUGCUCACGAAGAUUGUCCUUUGGGGAUAGGAUAAGAUUGAGCGUCUGAAACCUCCAUCGAUCGAUCCCUAUGUUGUCCAACAAAUUAAAAAAGGGCCAUCGAAGAUUUAGGGAGUCUUCAGUCGGGUGCCUGAAUUCGCGUGCAGAGUAUUCUUCCGCUUCGAUAUCUAUUCUGCACCCAAUCCUUCGAUUCGGCUCGGGUUCAGAGCAGGGUAUUAUGUUUGUUUUUUGAACGGAAACUUGCGGCGCAGUGUUUCCAGUCCCCCAUUCCGGACUUGUAUCUUGUACGAUUAGAACAACCAGUAGAAGUUCAUCGGUGAAUGUAGGAUACCUCAUGAAAAUGGCAUUUGUGGUUCAUGAAC
Messenger RNA from Heterobasidion irregulare TC 32-1, 1416 nucleotides. RefSeq lists its product as uncharacterized. The record is from RefSeq and is a predicted model, not a curated record. The coding region runs from base 74 to 1084 and encodes 336 amino acids. The transcript is spliced from 3 exons. Lineage: Eukaryota; Fungi; Basidiomycota; Agaricomycetes; Russulales; Bondarzewiaceae.